Molecule: messenger RNA, 844 nt
Organism: Ochlerotatus camptorhynchus
Lineage: Eukaryota; Metazoa; Arthropoda; Insecta; Diptera; Culicidae
Product: cuticle protein 38-like
Exons: 2
Coding region: 13-714 (233 amino acids)
Source: RefSeq, a predicted model, not a curated record
GUCGUCGGGUCGAUGAGGAGGUACAGUCAAAUCAUAUACCUUCAAACAAUCAACAACAACUGUUCGACACAGACCUUUGCGAAACAAUCUUUCAAAAUGUUCAAAUUGGUGGUGUUGUCUGCUGUUCUUGCCGUUGCUGCUGCUGCCCCAAGUGCAACCUUGGUCGCUUCGCCUUUGGCAUACACGUCUGUGGUGCAUCAGCCUACCCUCGUCGCUCAGAAGGAGAUUUCCUACCAGAAGAGCAUCAUUGAGGAGCCAACCGUUGCCCACGUCGGAACCGUUGUCAAGAACGUCCCAAGUGGUGUCACCCACCACAGCUCGUCGGUUGUUCACCACGAUGCCAAGAUCUCGGAGCCAGUCUUUGCCACAGCUGUGAAGAAGACCGUCGUCGCUACUCCAGUUGAGAAGACCGUUUACCACCAGGCCUACGCUGCUGCUCCAGCCAUCGCCUACGCUGCCCCAGCCGUCAAGACUCACUACGUCCAGGCUGCCCCAGCCAUCCAGACCCAGUACGUCGAAGCUGCCCCAGCCAUCAAGACUCACUACUACGAGGCUGCCCCAGCUUUGACCUACGCCGCUGCCCCAGCUUUCACCUAUGCCGCUGCUCCAUUGACCAAGACUCACUACGUUGAAGCUGCCCCGGCCCUGACCUACGCCAGCUACCAGCCAGCCCUGACCUAUGCUCAUGCCCCAGCCGUGUAUGCCAAACACUAAUGUCUAGCAGUUGAAGGAUGACUGUCGGAUUAUUUUUCUCUUGUUCACGCUUUGGUUGUUUCUAGUGAAAGAUCGGAAAGGUAAUGCCUGAGCGAGAGAAUAAAUCGUUCGGUAGUGAUAUUUUGUAAAA